AUGACGAGCACCGAUCAUGAACAGCCGCUGCAUCUGCUGUCCCUCCCAGAUGAGAUCCUCGUCCGAAUUCUACAGUCGCUAGAUCCGCCGUGUCUGGCUCGCGUCGCACGCUGUUGCAGGCAGCUACGGCGGCUGGCAAUGGACAACCUGGUUUGGAGCAAAGUGUAUGACCGCGCACUGACUGUCGCUUCCACAAGAACCAGCACGCCAGCAGCAGCCUCAAAUGCCAAUCCUAUGAACAGCAGUAGUACUACCAAUGCGGCCGUCCGAGUGGAGAAUCGAGCCGAAACUCGCUCCAAUCGCUCCAACCCCAAAUCCGCAGAGCGCCGACUCUCUCAAGCCUCGCCCGCACAUGGCACCAUUGAUUGGCGAUCAAGAUACAUUUGGAUGUUUGGCACCUUUUCCUCCAAGGAACUGGUGGGACACACCGAUGCAGUGCUGCAACUCGGAUUCCAGCGCAAAUCCGAACAAGCCGAUUCGGACAAUCCUGAUUCAGACGACGACGACGAAGAAAUGUCACUAAACAACUCCUUCAACGACAAUGACAAUGACAAGGAGCUAGAGUUCGAUUCAAGAUCCUCUGAACUGCUUCUGAGUGGCUCGGCUGAUGGAACCAUUCGAGUGUGGGACGCAUUGUCGGGCGUUUGUCGGCGAACGAUUGACAUUCCCACUCCGCGCCAGCCCGCUGCAAUGCGGUUUUCCGACCGUCUUGACUCUGCGUGCGUCGGUGGCGAAACUGGUGAGCUGGCCGUCGUUGACGUGGAAGCUGGUCAAACUGUCACGUCCGGCUCGUUGGCCCGCGCAAGUGCCACUCAAGGCACUCGAACCCCAACCGUAACCUCAAUCUGCAUGCUCAACAGGACCACCCUUAUCGCUGGGCUCGUGUCCGGGGCUGUCGUGCUUUGGGACACUCGCUCGCACUGCAGCCAAGCACAUGCCACGCAACUGCUCCUCCGGCACGAAGGGUCUGUCCUGUCUGUGAAGCCAGCACCCACACACAACUCCUCACAGCAGAGCUACAGCUACGAGUUACCCAAUGAGCUCGUGACAGGCUCCCGGGAUACCACGGUUCGAGUGUUUGACGUUCGUGCAAACCGCAUGCGCGCGGCAGUGCGAACUGGCUUUAUCGUGCGAGACACUGCUUUCUUGGACACGGGCAGACUCGCAGUGACUGGUGGGCCGUAUCUCUCGCGCGGAGCCAGUGAUGUCGUUGCCCUUGACUUUUACGACUACGCCACAAUGUCUCGCGUUGCGCGAGCAAAAGACGUCUGCGCCCGUUCGUCCGCGGCCAUUUCGUCGCUCUCGGUGGAUUCUAAAACGAACUGCCUCUUGACGAGCUCCUGGAGCGGCGGGAUUGGAUUGUGGAACAUUGCCACGGGUGCUUCGAUGCGUUCAGUCGUGCUGCCAAAGCCCCAACAAGGCGGCGAGAAUGACACGCUUUCGCUCGCCAACUUGGCUCUCGGUCCGCAACGCAUCUUCCGCGGUCAGCUGGAUGGAACGAUUCAAGUCUUCUCCCCCAGCUUAACAUUGCCUCCUGUGGCAUUGCCCGGUGCCUUCUUUGCUGCGAACAUGUCGGAUUCCGUGUAUUCGGACGAACUGCGCGAUAUGGUGGCUUCCCGCUUUGGCAGCUCGUCGGUUACGAUUAACUCGCGGUUGUCGGGCAUGUUUCCACGCUAA
Molecule: messenger RNA, 1677 nt
Organism: Capsaspora owczarzaki ATCC 30864
Lineage: Eukaryota; Filasterea; Ministeriida; Capsasporidae
Exons: 1
Coding region: 1-1677 (558 amino acids)
Molecular function (GO): protein binding
Source: RefSeq, a predicted model, not a curated record